UUGAUAUGGUUCUGACAACUGGUGGUUUUGUAAUAGUAACAGUCCAUACUUGAUCUAGAAGACCCAGAAUUACUAGCUUCCCAUCUUGCCCAAAUAGAUGUCUACUUGUGCUAUAUAAAUACCUAGUGGAAACCUUAGCCACCAUGUUUCCACCACCAUAUUUACUGCUUUAUGGUGCCAAAUCAGGAUCAGUACACCACUUGCCAGAACAAAAUCAUUCAUGGCAGUGAAGGAAAGCAACACAAGCCAAAAUAUUCAGCUGCAGCAACAGCAGCAGCAGCAGCAACAGCAACAAGCUUGUGACCCUUGCAAGUCUUUUGGCCAAAAGUGCAGUCACUUGGUCAAGAAGCAGCGUGCCAAAUUCUACAUUCUUCGCCGCUGCAUCGCCAUGCUUUUGUGUUGGCAUGAGCGUGGUGAGACAUAAUAAUACCAAGACCUGCAACACAGUAUCAUCCAUCCCUUUCUCUCUAUCAUUGUAACAUAAAGAGGUUCUCACGGAAGAUACUAAUUGGAAACUAACUUGGCAUUGCGGUGAAACCAUUGUACGUGUAUGAAGGAAUACAUGCAUUUGUUGUAUUUAUUUAAUAGGAAGAAAUUGAGUUACCCAGAUUUAAUUUCAUUCACCAGGCCCUGCAUGUGAAAAGAAGAACUGAAGUUAAAAAAUGUUUGAUUGUUGUGAGGUGAUGAUACAGGGUGGUUAGCAGGACUCAGCAAAGGUUCAAAAGUGCAGAAGAGUUUAGAAGAGUAUGAGUUGUUUAUGCAUCAAUUAUGAUGAAACCCACACCUUCAAAAUCCGAUAUGCAUGAUUAGUCAAUUUUUCAGACAAUGGUCCUCGUGCUGAGGAAACAUCAGACAAGAUCAAGCCUCAAUUUAAUUUUAUUUUUCCUCGGUUCCAUCGCCAUUCCCUUUUUUAACUUUCCACUUUUUCUAUAAUAUUCUGUGUCCUCAAAUCCCACACCGUCGUC
Molecule: messenger RNA, 965 nt
Organism: Vigna unguiculata (cowpea)
Lineage: Eukaryota; Viridiplantae; Streptophyta; Magnoliopsida; Fabales; Fabaceae
Gene: ROT4
Product: DVL family protein
Biological process (GO): negative regulation of cell population proliferation
Source: RefSeq, a predicted model, not a curated record